CGGCCGGCGCGGCGCGACGCGGCGGACGUCCGUUCUUCACAGUGCAGGCGUGGCGAGCCAGCCAACACCAUCGAGUCGACUGCCGGACGAUCACAGGGCAACACCGAGCCUGCACGCCGUCGUCGGCUUCCUUCAGAGACGAGCCGUGGAGCCAACCACAGUGAAAGUGUCGCGGCAGCGCCAGCACGCUGGUUUCAGUAUACAUCGCUGGAUCCUCUGGAGCGAAGAGCCGUGUCAGCAUGGCAGGAAGCGAGCCGCGCACGGCAGGGCGCAGCACGGGCGGAAGUGGCAGUAGCAGUGGCAGGUCGAGGAACGAGCUGUGGCGCCUGCUGACGGAGUACUGCACGCCGCGUCGCGACUGCGGCGUCACUCUUCCCUCCGGACCCUGCGGACGGAUCCACGUCAAAGACAAGCGCGUCCAGAUCAUCGUAGAGCGGCGAGAAUACUUGCAUAGCAGCGUUUGCUCGGACAAGGACUGUGAAACGACUGCUGAAAAAGUCUUUUACAAACAUCCAGAAAAAAGAAAAGCCUUCUUGGGAGACGGAAAGUUUUGUGAACAACCAAAUCCUGCUCUUGUAGCCAAAAUUCAAAAGGCGCUUACAGACUUAGUAGAUGAGUUUGCAAGUACUGUCAAACCAGGCAAAGAAGGAAAUACUGAAGAUCUACCAGUGCUCUAUGAAUCAUGCUAUCAGGGUCCUUGCGAUGAACUAAUCUAUUUGUUGGAGUUUGGAAAAAUUGGAGCUCUCGAUCGUUACACAAAGGAUGAAUAUGAAAAAGUUAUGCAUUGCUACCCAAGCCAAGCUAUCGGGCACCACUUGUCUUUCUUCAUGCAUUACAUAGUUCAUUUUUUCAUAGGAACAAAGUUGUUACUGUACAAUAACGUGGAAAAGGCUCCUAAAUUGCACUGGAUGUACGAUCAUGCUUGUGGUGGUCAAACGUUCCUGCCUUACCAGCGAAAAAACUUGCGUUUGUGGAUGAAAGACUUGGACGUGACGACAGAAAUGUGCAAAGCGGUUUUCCGCUGCAUUUACCUCUAUGUUUAUUUACGACGUAAAUUUGAACCGGACUACAACAUAGAAACUGAUGACUCUUUAAAACUAGGGAAUGAAGAGAUUAUUUGGUUGCGUUGUUUUCAACAGGGUUAACCUGUUAACAUGUGUAAACUUGAUAGAGCCUAUUUUGAAUGCACGAAAACAGGUAUACAAGCAAAAUGAUUUGUCACGUUAAUCAGUGAAAUUUAAGAUACGUUAUAUUAUUGUAUGGGAUAUCAAAAUAGGCCGGCAAGUGCUGGAAAUCGCUGUUUAGUAGGGCUCUAACUUUACCUGAACCUAAAUCUUGACCCUUUGGGCUUGUUUUCUGACGCAUAGGCGGUACAGAAGGAGUAACUUUCAGGCGAACAGAGAGGUGACAUUUAAUCUGCAAUCUUGUUAGAGCUGCCAUUAAAUGUGAUCCGUGCAGAUAGGAAUCGUACCAAAAUAAAUAUCAAUUCGUUUUCUCCUA
Molecule: messenger RNA, 1500 nt
Organism: Thrips palmi
Lineage: Eukaryota; Metazoa; Arthropoda; Insecta; Thysanoptera; Thripidae
Exons: 4
Coding region: 240-1145 (301 amino acids)
Source: RefSeq, a predicted model, not a curated record